AUGCAGUGAACCUGCCGCUCGUCCUCACUCGUGGCACACAACCAAAUGUGGAGAGAACCAGCCUGAUGCCAGCAUGAUGCAGAUAUCUCAGGGCACGAUGGGCCCUCCUUGGCACCAAAGCUACCAUUCCAGCUCUUCUACAAGUGACCUCUCCAACUAUGACCAUGCUUAUCUGAGGCAGAGCCCUGACCAGUGCAGCUCCCAGGGGAGCAUGGAAAGCCUGGAGCCUAGCGGUGGAUACCCAGCCUGCCAUCUCCUUUCUCCUGCUAAGUCCAUGAGCAGCCUCGACCAGCUUGGCCACCUCCAUAAUAAAAGAGACUCAGCGUAUAGCUCCUUCUCUACAAGCUCUAGCAUUCUAGAGUACCCACCCCCUGGUGGCUCUGGCCAAGAACGUUCAGGUUCCACAGACAUGAUUUCUGCUCGAGGUGGCCUCCUAGAAGGGAUGAGACAAGCAGACAUUCGCUAUGUCAAGACAGUCUAUGAUACCCGGAGGGGAGUAUCGUCAGAGUAUGAGGUGAACCCUUCAGCCUUGCUUCUUCAAGGUAGGGAUGCCCACGUGUCAGCAGGUAUUCAGGGCUGUGCUAAAUGGCACAGCGUUCCUCGGGGCAAGGGAGCACCCUCCCCACCUUGGAGCCAGCAGUGCCCCAGCUCUUCAGAUACUGCCACUGACAACCUGCCUCAUAAAGUGGGUGCACCCAUGCCCCCCACUCGGAGUGACAGUUAUGCAGCCUUCCGGCAUCGCGAGCGUCCCAGCUCCUGGUCCAGCCUUGAUCAGAAGAGGUUCUGCCGACCUCCGACAAACUCCUCAGGCUCCUUGAAAACCCCGCUCAUUGAGGAACAGCUGCAUACAGUCCCAGAGAGGAGUCCAGAGAACAGCCCCCCAGUGAAACCUAAGCACAGUUAUACCCAGAAGAUGCAGCCUGGCCAACCCCUACUGCCCACUGGCAUCUAUCCGGUACCCUCUCCAGAGCCACACUUUGCCCAGGUGCCUCAGCCUUCUGUGAGUAGUAAUGGUACAGUCUACCCUGCACUGGUCAAAGAGAGUGGAUAUGCAGCUGCUCAGGGAGCUUGUAACAAGAUGGCUACCUUAGAUGAGAAUGGGAACCAAAACGAAGCUAACAGGCCUGGGUUUGCCAUCUGUCAGCCCCAAGAGCAUGAAUUGGUGACCCCAGGGGAGAGAAAUCCAGAACCCACCGCCAAAUAUGUCCCCUACAAAGUCCACUUUUCUUCAGUGCCUGAAGAUGAAGAUUCCUCCCUGAAGAGACACGUCACACCUCUCCAAGGCAACAGCCCAUAUCCCAGUGAGAGAAAGAACACCCAUGGCAGCAGACCUUGCUCGAAUCACCACAGCCUCUCAUCUCCUCAGGCCCAGGUCUUGCACGCGGGAGAUGACAGGAGGCCUUCCAGGCUCCUUCAGCCCUUUGACGUUCAGGAAGAUCACAACGCCAACCCCAGGCAGAAACUGGAGAGGGAAGGUCUAGGCCAGAGCCAGUCAGGCAACUUUGGCAGGACCAAGUCGGCCUUCUCCUCUCUCCAGAACAUUCCAGAGAGUCUAAGAAGACAAAGCAGCCUCGAGCUCGGAGGAGAUGCCCAGGAGGGUUACCCAGGUGGCAGGCCCGCCUGUGCCCUCAACGCCAACGUGGAAGAGCCUGGCGGGAAAGCCGGGCCCGACCACAGGAGCUACCAGGACAGGCCCAGUUCCCAUCCAAGGCCGGAGGGGAAAAUGAAUACAGUCGCAGACUCUUUGCAGGGGGCAGACUCAAGGUCUGAAGAGCCCCCGGGCCCACCACUCCUGCAGACAUCGGGUCUGAACCAGAGGAGGCUCAGCUCCAGCAGCAGCACCUCUGCCCCACAGUACCGGAAGCCCCACUGCUCGGUGCUGGAGAAGGUCUCCAAGAUCGAAGAGCGAGAGCAAGGGCGUCACAGGCUCCCGAGCGUGGGCAGCUGCUCCACGUACGGCCUCAACUAUAGGCCCCACAGGACCGGCCCGACCUCCAGCCCUAACGGCGGCGGCGACUUUGAGGAUCCAAAAGUCAGCACCCACCAGCCGAGGACCUGCUGGAGCGCUCUGACACCCUGGCCGUCCCUGUGCAUGUGAGGUCCCGGUCGUCUCCCACUGCAGACAAGAAAGGCCAGGGUGUGCUCCUGAAAGAAGACAGUGGCUUUGGUUUUGUGAAGGACCCGUGUUGUUUGGCUGGCACUGGAUCUAGGUCUAUCAGUUGCUCAGACAGAGCCCAGAAAGAGCCGGCAUUGCCCCUUCACCAUCCUACCCCUUGCUGGAAUGGCUCAAGUUCUACUCUUGGUUCUUCAGCUCCUACGGAAUGUUCUGGCACCCCAGACCAUCCGAAGCAACUUAGAAUACCUUGCCCUAGGCCGCUUUCGGCAGGAAUGCAAGGCCACUUUCCAGAUGCCAAAGCUGCCUCCAUGGCCCCGCUCAGCUCCCCUCUGCCAUCUCCUGCCCCCUCCAGUUACCGGUCACAGCUUACCAUGGAUCAUCAGACUGAAAGGAGUGGGCAGACAGGGCGACUUCCGUCUUCCACCCCUGCAGUGACCCAGCCUCCCAGCCCAAAAUGCCAUGAGUUCAACAGCCCAGAGCAUGGGCUAGAAGACGGCAUAUGGAGGAGGGCAUCACUGCCCCAAAAAACACCUCCGCCCUGGGUGAAGUGGGCCCACGCAGUCAGAGAAGACAGCCUUUCAGAGGACACCUCAGUACCUGAGUCUGCAAACCUGAAGCACUAUCAAAACCAGAGUCUGCUAAGUUCAUGCAGCACUUCAGACCCAGACACUCCAGGAAGGAUCUCUCUCCGAAUAUCCGAGUCAGCCCUGCAGGCUUCCCCGCUACCUCGGGGGGACUAUGAUGAUGAAGUGUUUGUGAAGGACUUGCACCCCAAGGUUACUUCAAGUCCCACAUUCGAGGCUCUUCCCCCACCUCCACCUCCGUAUCCUCUACCGAGCCAGGAAACCCAAGUGAAUAGCUCCGAUGACUUCCCUCCUCCUCCUCCCCAAGCUAUGCACAAGGCACUGCUAGACAGUGAGGCAUACAAGGAACCCGGCAGCAGUAGUUCCUGCCGAUUUCCCAAGGUGACAGUCACAAGGGACGGGCACGUGCCUGGUGCAGUCCAUUCAGAAGGUAGUCACAUAACGACUCCCAAAGCACCUCAAACUUCAGCCACAGUUUCAGAAGCCGAGUCCAGCACACCUUCCGAUGGGAAUGGGAAUGCUCAGCCACAGCUCGCCAGUUCUCUUGACAAGCAGGCCUCUCCCAGCCAGACCCAAAGCCUCACCCAUGAGCCUGUCGGUAGAACUCAGGAUCUAGGCAAGAAAAUCCAUGCUGAGCCCCAGAAGACCUCGGAAGAUAUCCGAACAGAGGCUCUUGCCAAGGAAAUUGUCCAUCAAGACAAAUCUCUGGCAGACAUUUUGGACCCGGACUCCAGAAGGAAGACAACGAUGGACCUGAUGGAGGGUCUGUUCCCCAGAGAUGCUAAUGUGCUUAAGGAAAGUGGCGCAAAGAGGAAAGCAUUUGAAGAAACCCUCAGACAGACAGGGUAUGAAGUCAAGAGGAGCGAUGACAAGGAAGCGGUGGGUAUGCUGGUCAACUGUCCUGCCUACUACAGUGUGUCUGCAGCCAAGGCAGAGCUGCUGAACAAAAUCAAAGAUAUGCCAGAGGAGGUGCCUGAGGAGGAGGAGCAAGAGGACGUCAACGAGAAAAAGGCUGAGCUCAUCGGAAGCCUCACCCACAAGCUCGAGACCCUCCAGGAAGCCAAAGGGAGCCUGCUCAUGGACAUCAAGCUGAACAAUGCCCUGGGAGAAGAGGUGGAGGCCCUGAUCAGUGAGCUCUGCAAGCCCAAUGAGUUUGACAAGUACAAGAUGUUCAUAGGGGACUUGGACAAGGUGGUCAACCUACUGCUCUCACUCUCUGGACGCCUCGCCCGAGUGGAGAAUGUCCUUAGUGGCCUAGGUGAAGACGCAAGUAAAGAAGAAAGGAGCUCUCUGAAUGAGAAGAGGAAGAUUCUGGCUGGGCAGCAUGAGGAUGCUCGUGAGCUCAAGGAGAACCUGGACCGGAGGGAGCGCGCAGUGCUGGCCAUCCUGGCCAAUUACCUGUCAGCCGAGCAGCUCCAGGACUACCAGCACUUCGUGAAAAUGAAGUCCACACUCCUCAUCGAGCAGCGGAAGCUGGAUGACAAGAUCAAAUUGGGCCAGGAGCAGGUCAAGUGUCUGCUGGAGUCACUUCCCUCGGACUUCAGGCCCAAGGCAGGGGCCAUCUCCCUGCCCCCAGCCCUCACCGGCCAUGUGACUCCCGUGGGGGACUCUGUAUUCAGGGGCAUUUUCCCAACCUUGACCUCUCCACUUUAACCCUCUCCUGAAAGACCCACCCAAAAGAUACCACACUCAACACUAUUUAAUCUAAAAGAUGUCUCACUGCAACUGCAGUUUGAACUGUGGGUUACUGGGGGGCUUCUGGGGUAGAAGUAAGAGACUGCACCCUGAAAGAAGCCCAUCUUUCUCCUCCCUUGCCUUUCACAGUUGGUCUCCCGAGCUUGCAUGCGGCUGGGGCCUUCCCGCUCUGUAUUCGUUCUGCAGUAAAAGGGGGACAUUCGUGACACUGACCUGAUGGGAGGGGGUUUGACCGUGUAGGUUUUCACAGGCUGAAGCAGCAGAGACCAGUGUGUGCCACCCUCAGGACUGUAUCCACAGUGGCCUUCCUUGCUGGUGGGCAAUGCACCCUAUCAUCAGGGUGCAAAUACCAGUCUUCAACGCAAAGCCUUAAAAAGACACACACAUUAAGAAAACUGUAAAACCUUGAACAUUUUUGUUAUUUAUAUUUUUAAAAAUGAAAAAGAUCAAUAUGUGUUUGUGUGCUAACCACUUAUUUGAUUCUGUUUUGUGGUGGAUGUAGACAAUUACGUGUGAGCUUUGUAUUUUAUGAAAACCUUAAUGAAGAAUUCCAAAGAUAGUCAAAUUGAAUAUGGAGAUUUUUGUGGGUUUUCUUCUGCUCUUGUCUGAUUUUUUAAAAAAAAAAACUCUA
Molecule: messenger RNA, 5026 nt
Organism: Cricetulus griseus (Chinese hamster)
Lineage: Eukaryota; Metazoa; Chordata; Mammalia; Rodentia; Cricetidae
Source: RefSeq, a predicted model, not a curated record